Linum trigynum is the source of this 4074-nucleotide messenger RNA. NCBI's taxonomy places the organism in Eukaryota, Viridiplantae, Streptophyta, Magnoliopsida, Malpighiales, Linaceae. The record is from the annotation of a GenBank genome assembly.
GUAAUGCUUGAAAAAAAAAGAAGGUUUAGUCGUGCCAGAUGGGAAUUAGUUCGCACCAUUGGCCAAUGUGGAUCUAGUGCAGUUAGUCAAGAUACUGAGUAUUUGGAACAGGCUGAUUGUCAACUGAUUAAUAGGCUUUUCUUGUAUAGGGUUUGAUAAAUGACAAUUGCUUGACAUUUAAGAUCUACUUGCACUUGUGGGAAAGUGCAAGUAGGUAGAUGCCCUCAUUGCAUGGAGUCCAUGUAAAUCACUAGUACUUGCAUUUAGUUAAGUUUGUUGUCCACCAUGACUGAUAUGCUCGGUACCCUAAUUUCCAUUUUGUGAAUUUUGCAGAGUUCCAUGCUUUAUGUGUCGAUUCUUGGCUUACAUCAUGGAGAACAUUCUGUCCGGUGUGCAAGAGAGAUGCAAGGACGAGCACAGGGGAGCCACCAGCAUCUGAAUCCACACCAUUGCUCUCAUCAAACCCGUCUUCGGUAGCUUCCUCUUCUGUUCUAUCAUCCUUUAGAUCCACAACAUCGUCAGCUAUAAGAAUUGGUCAGCCAUCUCGGUCCCCGUCAGUUUCUCAUUUCCCUUCGUACUCCGGUGGCACCCCUUAUGCCCCGCAGUCCUCCAUUGGCUCGUGCCAUCAAUCAUCGUAUUCCCUCAGCAUGAGCCGAAGCAAUGCUGAUCUAAGGAACAUGUCUUCACAUCGAUCUCAAGCUUCUCAUUUGAUUUCUCCCUACGGCUACCCUUCCAUGUCGCCCCUGAACACGGCGCGCUACAUGUCUGUAUACAACCCUAGUCCAAGCAAUGCCUCGCCGAGCUUAGUGGGAUCCACGAGUUAUCAGCCUCGCCCUCUACAUUGUAGCGAAUCUAAUGCGAGCUUAGUGGGAUCCACGAGUUAUCAGCCUCGCCCUCUACAUUGCAGCGAAUCUUAUGCGAGCUUCUCACCGUUUGCUUCUACCCACUCCCUUCCUGACUGUUGAAAGCCAGGUUUUGGAACUUUUGUUUGACCUUGUCAUGGUAUAAGGAAGUUAACCAUGUAAGUACAAUCUUCUCUACCUCUGAUGUUAUUCAUCAAUGGUGUGCUGCCUUUUUCCUUCACAAAAGGCCCUCUUUCUCUGGUUGUAAAUUAUAGAUGGGAAUGAUACCGAGAUGGUCGGUAUUUGUUUGUAAUUGGUUUCCAUAUGGAGUUUGACAAAAGAGUGUUUGUGGAAUCGAGGCAACAGGGAGAAGAGUUGAUCUUAACCAUGGAUCUAGCUUUUGGGGGUUGCUUUUUAUUUCUUUCUGGUGUGCUUUUUUUUUUCUGGAUGAAAUUGGUGUUCUUCUUUCUUGUAAAGUGACAGAGUGACCAAAUGUUUCAUUUCGCAGUGAAUUUCUUUGGACUGGGUAGAUGGUUUAGUCUCUCUUAACAGUAAAAGUAAUUGUGGUAUGGUAAAGUAGGAGUAGGCUAAAGAAAAUGGCAGGUUUUGUCAGUCUUGUCGAUAGCCAUCUUAUAAGCAUUUAGGAAAGGAGAGUAAUGGAAACUGUCCCAUAACUUGAUUUGUGUAUCUACGUUGUGUUACUGGCGUUGUGUCCAACGUGAGCAGCCUGUAUGAUACGUAUCAAUAGCGGUGUUCAAACGGAUUGGUUAUCGUGGUAACCAUAUUAAUCGGUAGCAUUCGGUUAAUUUGGUUUAGUUAAUUUGGAUAAUUGGUUUGGUUUGGUUUGGUUAAACAAUUUAGCUUAUUUGGUUUGGUUUCAACACUGCUAACCAAUGAAACAAAUUAACCAAUUAAUGAUACACCUAAUAUACAAAAUUAUUUAUACUUCCAUGCAACCAACCAAACCAAACUUUCGUGAUUCCCUAUUUUAUUUUCAUGUGUACAACAAACCAAAGCAUUAUGGGUCAAAAAUUAAAUGGGUCUGCCUAUUUACUAAACCAAAACAUUUUGGACAACUACUAGAUUUUAGGAUUACGUACAAUACCAUGACAAUCACAUUAAACUAUGUAUAGUUUAAGUGUUUCGUAUGAGAGCUUUAACUUCCUGAUGAGUAGUAUUGGUAUGUAGUUAAUAUUUAUGUUAAGGGUUUGUUGUAAGCUAACUAUAUUAGGUGGAGAGAUGAUGAAUGAUGUAUUAACUCGAAUGAUAAUGAUAAUUAUAGAUGGUUAGUCUUAUUAUUAUUUUAUUUAUAUAAAUGAUAGUCUGUGAUAGUAAUAACAUAUGGUUAUGUUUUAUUCAUUAAUAGCAUAAUUGUUUUCAUGUAAUGUUAUGUUAUUUGGUUAAUCCGAUUAUCUGAUUAACCAAACCAAUUAAACUUUGGUUUGGCUAAUUUGGACGGUUUGGUUAAGACAUUUUAUUCCAUGGUUAAUGAAAUUUAGACUUAAUUGGUUUGGUUAUUACCACGGUAACCAUUUGAACACCACUACGUAUAAAGUUCUCCCGUAGCAGCAAUGAAACUGAGAUUUCCUCUUUCAUCAAACUUCAACAAGCAGAUAUCAUGCCCACCACACAAUUAUGAUGUUAUAAUGUAACGGAAAAUCGAUAAUUCAAAAAAAUAAAUAAUAGUAGAUUAUCUAUUUAUGGGCAAGAUGUGCGUUUGCUUAUUUAUGGGCAGGAAAGAUCAGUCUCAUUAUAUUUUGGGAGAUAUAAAUUACAAAGGCGUGAUAAGAUAUACACAACUUCUUCAGGCGGUCUAUCAAUCUAAGCGCCAUCAUUAGUUUUGGUAUGAUCUACAAAUGCAUAAUUUGGCACCGGAUCCAAACUAUCACCACGAUGAUGAUGCAGUUGCUAGGCAAGGAACCGUAAAGCUACAACCGCUGUCGGAGUAGAGAUAUGGUAGUGACAAUAGUCGCCAUCGUUUAUCACUCCAAAAUAAACGACGACGACUGUUGCAUUUGCCUCGAGUUGUUUGCUGAAAAUGUGGUCACCAUCGUCCAUGGAUGUCGCCGCGUAUUCCAUCAAAGCUGCAUCCAUGAUUGGGUGCUCGAGUGCAGCCUGUUGUCCCCCAAGUGUCCACUAUGUGGCCAACUGGUUUAUGCAAGAGGUUUACGAGCUUCUUGGUGGGUCGUCUACAAAUAUAUAGAAGUAGAUUUGGGAGCCGUUUUUCAGCAUUUCAAAUUUUCUCUAAGGAGAACGAAAGUAGUAAGGGUAGAUUUGUCUUCACAGUUUUUUCUUAUUCAUAGAAAAAAAUACAUCAAUACUGAAAUUUGAACCAUGGUUUUUUUAAACAAAGACAUGAAUCAUUACCAAUUACACUAAAUGAAUUUCAUGUAUCUUUUUAAACUACAAAACAUACAGAAACCUAAAAUCUUAAAAACAUGACUUUUCCACUACGAUUAACUAGCUCACUAACUCUUCUGUAAGUAUGUAUUUGUUGUUUGAUAUUUUUAUUAUUAAUUCAAUUUAAACAGUCAAUUUAGCUACCGGUUACAAAUAAACAUUUCGAAUAUUUUGAAAACUUUAGAAUGUACAUCGUAAAUACGUCAUAUUCAAAUAACAUCUGACCAAUCCGUCAGAUACCAAACUAGUUUCUAUUAAGGAUAAAGUCUUUAAUUGUUUUGAACUCCCUUUUCACUCAUGGUCGCAAUAUAACUUUUUCCUACCCUAGAAAGGAAAUAUAACUCAGAAAAGUUAUAUAAAAUUAUAUAACAACCUUCAUAGGAUAACAUAAUAGUACUAUUUGUAUGCAUACUCUAAUACAAGAGGCACAAAAGAAUCAUAUAUACAAAUUAAUCAUACUACAAUACUCAGUAAUUUCGUAGUCGAGUUAGGCGCAUGUGGAUGCAACUACGUACUUGAGCAUUGAUGUAUUUUUUCAAAUAAUCUCUCGUUACUUCCUUUCCUUUCAGAUGUCUUGAUCAAAUCUCAUAUUCCCUUUUCCAUUAUAACGUAAAAUUGCCGUAUUAACACUUCUUUCAUGCAACUAUUCACACUUCACAGUUUUCGUUGAGAACUAAACUCUAUAAAUAUAUGAUAUUGAUUUUUACAAAAAAAAAGGGUAUUGUUUUGAGAUAUGGAUAAGAGAAAGAAGAAGAAGAAGAGAGGAAGAAUCAUGUUUCAACAUUACAUGGCAAGAGAAGGAUAUUGCGGACAAUGAAAAGAAAUCGUUGCU